Messenger RNA from Trichoderma gamsii, 531 nucleotides. RefSeq lists its product as hypothetical. The coding region runs from base 1 to 531 and encodes 176 amino acids. NCBI's taxonomy places the organism in Eukaryota, Fungi, Ascomycota, Sordariomycetes, Hypocreales, Hypocreaceae. The record is from RefSeq and is a predicted model, not a curated record. The transcript is spliced from 2 exons.
AUGCACAGCAACCGAGCACACCACCUGCUGGAACAGGUUCCUCUCACAGUCUCGCCAUUCGUCUCCCUCCCAUCCGCCACCACCCUCUCGUACAACUACAAAACGAUGCCUUCCAACAUCCCCCCCUCGCCAUUGGGCAUUCCCAAUGCGUCAGAUGACCCCUCCUCACAGCCGAAAGCCAAGUACGUGGUAUCAAACUCCGGCCAUGCUGCGCACCCCGACGAUAUCAUUGCAUCGUGCCGCGCACUGCAAGCACACAUUACAAAAAUGCAGGAAGAUGCGGAAAAGGACCUGAGAGAGCUCGAGGAGCGGAUCAGGGAGCGGGAGCUGGCGGAGAAGAGACGCCUGGCGCCGGGAUGGCUGGAUAGCGAUGCCCGACUGUUGGAGCCUGAGAGAUCCGGGCCGGGCCAUCAAGUCGAGCCAAGCCCGCCGACAUCUACAGGGCAGAGCGACCAAGGCGGAAGUGGAGAUAUAUCCAGCGAUGAAGGCGCUCAGCUUGAUCGAGCUUUUGGGGAUAUGGCGUUGAGGUAG